CAGGUUGUUAAACGAACGCUAUUCAGUUAUAACGUAUUCGCUUGAAAAAAUUGCAGAUUGAUUUCUACAAAAGAAAAUAUAGAAAUCAAAACCGGUUCAGUGAACAAGUAUCCAAGCGAAAGGUCGUGGAAACGAAGAAUAUAAAAUUUUUUUACUUUAAAAGUCAGUCGAUUGACGAACAUCCGUCGAUACAAGUGUUUUCUUACAUCAUCAGAAUGGUUGAUCAACAACAUGAUAAAAAGGAACAACGUGUUAUCAACUUCGGUGCAGGACCGGCAAAAUUACCAGAAGAGGUAUUGAGAGAAGUACAGGCAGAGUUGCUUUCGUUUGCGGGUAGUGGGAUAAGUAUACUCGAAUUAAGUCACCGUUCGAAAGAUUUCGAAAAGAUCGUCAAUGGCGCGCAAAAUAUUUUACGAGAUUUGUUAAAUAUACCAGAUAAUUAUAAGAUUUUGUUCAUGCAAGGAGGAGGCACGGGAUUAUUUGCAGCUAUUCCAUUAAAUUUAAUGACCACCGGUACGGCGGAUUACAUCGUUACAGGAUCAUGGUCAGCCAAAGCAGCGAAAGAAGCAACUAAAUACGGAAAAAUUAAUAUGGUUUUACCAAAAGAAUCAAAAUAUACAGGAAUACCGGAUCAGAGUAAAUGGAAUUUGGAUUCGAAAACAUCUUAUGUUUAUUAUUGCGCUAAUGAAACCAUUCAUGGUGUCGAAUGGAAUUAUAUUCCGGAAACAAACGGAGUACCGCUCAUCGCCGAUAUGUCAUCGAACAUAUUAACGAAACCUCUGGAUAUUUCGAAAUUUGGGUUAAUCUUUGCCGGCGCACAAAAGAAUAUCGGACCAGCUGGCGUUACUUUGGUAAUUGUACGAGAUAAUCUUCUUGGUCAUGCCAUGUCAGUUUGUCCCUCUAUUUUAAAUUUCACCAUAAUGGCAAACGAUAAUUCUUUACAUAAUACUCCGCCUCUUUUCCAGAUAUAUUUUGUGGAUCGAGUAUUUAACUGGAUAAAAGAACGCGGAGGCGUUGAAACUAUGGAAAAAAAUGCAAUUAAAAAGAGUCAAAAGAUAUAUAAUGUAAUCGAUAAAUCUGAUGGAUUUUAUAAAUGUCCAAUCGAUAUAAAUGCACGCAGCAAAAUGAAUAUUCCAUUUAGAAUAAGAGACAAUGAUGAGGAACUAGAAAAAGAAUUUCUUUCUGGUGCAGUCAGUCGUGGAAUGCUUCAGUUAAAGGGUCACAGGUCUGUUGGUGGUAUACGUGCUUCAUUAUAUAAUGCAAUUCGAGAAGAUGAAGUAGAAGUAUUAGCAGAAUAUAUGAAAUGGUUUCAUAAACAGCAUAGUAAGAAGUAAAAACAUUGAUCAUCAAUUACAAAACAGUUUUUCAAUAUUGAUUUUAUUGCUCUGUAUUAUUUGUAAAUACAAGGCCAAUGUAUAUGUUUUGUACAAGUUUUAAAA
Messenger RNA from Vespula vulgaris, 1439 nucleotides. RefSeq names its product probable phosphoserine aminotransferase. The transcript is spliced from 9 exons. The record is from RefSeq and is a predicted model, not a curated record. Gene Ontology annotation, molecular function: O-phospho-L-serine:2-oxoglutarate transaminase activity; pyridoxal phosphate binding. Gene Ontology annotation, cellular component: cytoplasm. NCBI's taxonomy places the organism in Eukaryota, Metazoa, Arthropoda, Insecta, Hymenoptera, Vespidae. Bases 216 to 1334 code for a protein of 372 amino acids. Gene Ontology annotation, biological process: L-serine biosynthetic process.